AUGGUGAAGCCAAGAUACAAGACAAGGAAGGCAUCGCACCAGACCAACAAAGGCUCAUUUUCGAUGGAAUCCACACUCCACUUAGUGUUGAGGCUUGGUGGUGGCAGGAAGAUUAUUGUCAAAACCCUUACUAGAAAGACAAUAACCCAUGAAGGUGACAGCUCCAACAGCAUUGAUAAUGUUAAAGCUACAAUUCAGGACAAGGAAGGAAUCCCUCCAGACCAGGAGAGGCUGAUCUUCGCUGGCAAACAGCUUGAGGACGGUCGAACAUUGAAAAACUAUAACAUUCAGAAAGAGUCAACUCUGCACUUGGUGCUAAGGUUGAGGAGUGGCAUGCAGAUUUUUGUGAACACUCUAAUAGGAAAAACCGUCAGUUCGUCUUGA
This is a messenger RNA of Olea europaea var. sylvestris, 384 nucleotides long. Its product is annotated as ubiquitin-like. The coding region runs from base 1 to 384 and encodes 127 amino acids. Gene Ontology annotation, biological process: modification-dependent protein catabolic process; protein ubiquitination. Gene Ontology annotation, cellular component: nucleus; cytoplasm. Lineage: Eukaryota; Viridiplantae; Streptophyta; Magnoliopsida; Lamiales; Oleaceae. The record is from RefSeq and is a predicted model, not a curated record. The transcript has 2 exons. Gene Ontology annotation, molecular function: ubiquitin protein ligase binding; protein tag activity.